AUGCAUUUUCAUUGUCACAGACUUGUACACAGUGAGAAACAGAAGAAACAUAUCAGCGUUUGGGAACAAUUAAUACGUUUACAAACGUUCGAUCGAAUUCAUCGAAAAAAUUUGAUCAUUCAUCUGGAACGAAUUAUAUGUAAACAGACUAGAUUAAGAUCCAUUUGUCUGGAAGGUUUAUCAUUAACGCCAGACGAAGGUGUACGAUUACUAUUGGCAUUGCACAAUUCCCGUAAAACGAUAAAACACGUAUAUUGUUGGCGCGCGUUCGAAAAAAUGGUAGACCUCACGGUGGAUUCUGUUCAUCACUUCAAAUCAGGAUUUCAUACGAGUAAAAAAAUCAAAAAAAGCGACUGGUUUCGCGCAAUCGGUUGUUUGGAAUUUCUCACCACUUUAUCAAUAAAUUACGCAUACAUAGCGACACCCACAGGAGACUUACUCGUCUGUUUGGCCAAAAAACUUAGAACAAAUUGGCAUUGGUUACAACUAUUAUGUUUAGAAGAAGAAAUUUUACAAAGAACUGAGGAUGGAGGUUAUGUUGAAAAGGUUGUGAUACCAGACAGAGCUUGGAAAGCAGCACAUUUUUGGGCACCACUACUGAAAGUACAAUAUGCUAUUAUAGGAAUACCAGAGUACGAUAUUCACAAAAAAUUUUUUACAAAACACACUCCAAUUCAUACUUUUGCACUAUCGACGAGUAUCGAUUUGAGAUUUCGACAACCAUGGUAUAUCGAUUGUACAAUUAAAACACUUUGUACAUGGUAUGCAGAUAGUUUAGUAUAUCUAUGUCUACAAUUAUGGCAUAAUCGACAGAAUUUGGACACUCAAUUAAGACGACUAUUUCUUUAUUUACCAUCGCUCAGAGUUUUCGAAUUUAUUGGUGAAAUUCGAACAUUGAGAACACUUUGUGCAAUGUGCUGUCAAAUACGAUCUUGUCGUUGCAACGUUUAUCACGUUAAUAUGCAACUUCAAGAUGUUAUACAUAAUGGUUUUGAAAAAGAAAAAUGGAUAAAAAGCAUAAGAUGUAUGAUGAUUUGUUUUAAACACGAUUUUGAUAAAAUGGGAGUUAAAUUCAACAUUGAUUUUUAUUGUUGUUGAUUAAUAUUCGUGUAUU
Messenger RNA from Apis laboriosa (Himalayan honeybee), 1114 nucleotides. RefSeq lists its product as uncharacterized. The record is from RefSeq and is a predicted model, not a curated record. NCBI's taxonomy places the organism in Eukaryota, Metazoa, Arthropoda, Insecta, Hymenoptera, Apidae. The coding region runs from base 1 to 1098 and encodes 365 amino acids. The transcript has 6 exons.